GAGCUGCUGUUCACAACAAAUAGAAGAAGAGCUCAAGCUGCUGCUGGGUCGCGGAGCACUCAGAUAGAUCCGCGCACUCGUUCCUUCGUACCCCUCGAGUUGCCCACCUCUUGCUCUUAUUGCCUCAUCUCGUGUCUCAUGGUGUCCCCCGCGCAGCAGCUCGUGCUGGCCUUUACCGCCGCGCUCUGCCUUUUCAUCGUGAUUCCCCGGAUGUUCGGCGGCGGCGGAGUGAGAGAGGAGCGAGCACCGAGGAGAGGUCCCCCUUUGGCCCCCGGGGCUCUGAAGGGCCCCCAGCCACAGCAGGCAUUCAGCAGUGCAGAGAACAUGCAGCAGAUGAAGAAGCUGAUGGAGCAAGAACUGCGUGGUGAUAAAUAUAAAUCCAACAACAAAGGAUACGUUUUUACCUUAAUGCCCCUCUACGCAAUCGGGGUGGGUAUAUUUGCUGCUUACAAAUUCCUCAAGAUAAAAUCUGCAGAGGACACUCGGAUUCAGAAGGAGAAAACAGCUCGAGGAAUCAAGAAGUCUGAAGAGACAGAGAAUCAACUGAACGAGUUGGAGCAGCGUUUGGCUCAGACAGAGAAGAUGCUCAAUUCCAUACUGGCCCAACUGGACCCACUGACCAACUGUGUGAAAUCUGUUGCUAUGGAGCAGAAGAAUGAGAUAAUGUCCCAGCUGCAGUGUAUCCGAGACCUGAUGAAGAAAAGAGGCAUGCAGUGUCCACCCAUCAACACAGCAGAUGCAUCGUGUGAACGUAACCUUGACAACCUUAUUGAGUCACUGACCGCGAUGGAAACACUGGGGGAUACGAAAGCACAAAUGCACCGCAGUGGAAAAACACACCUUUACACACCUCACACACUUCACACCCAGAUGGAGAGAGAGGAGGAGGAAGAGGAAAGUGGAAAGAAAGAUAAAGAGGAGGAUGAAGAAAGAGAAACGAAAGAGGAAGAUGAAGAGAGGGAUGAAGAAGCAGAUGCAUGUGAGAGUGACUCCAGCAUGCCGUCUCUGGAGGAGCUGGAGGAAGUAGGCACGACUCCAACAGCUCCAGAAGAGUUGGGGGCGGGGUUACGCAGACGGAACCGGCCUGACUGAGUGAGAGGCGGCUUUUGAAGCGACAGUUCAGUGAUGAAUCAAAUUUACUCAGUGUUCCCUUCUUACCCCUAAUGUAAGAUCAGUUAAAACAUGCUUUGUGUCUGAAGUUUGCUUUAGACCAAUCAUGAUGUCACGUCUUGUUAAAGUCAUGCAUGCCAAUGUGAACUGUAAAAUCCUGUUUAAGGGUUGCUUGUUAGAAUGAUGCAAAGCCCAAACAUAACCUGUAAAGGUAAGACAGUCAUGUACCAGGUUCUUAGUGUGAAAACACUGAAGAUUUAACAACAUGGGUAGAAUGCUUUUUAACCAGUUGCUUUGUGGGCUGAGCUAACUUGUAUAAAGCAGUGGUUCUCAAACUGGUCCUCAGAGGCCCUCAGACAGUCCACAUUUUUGUUAUAAUUAUAUGUGGGAGUUAAUGAAGCAAAAAUGCAGGCCAUCUGGGGGACCAUCCCUUAGGACCAGUCUGAGAAUUAAGUAGUUUAACCAUAGAGAAUGUGGUGACACAAGCAGCUGAUGUUAGUCAUGAUGAAUGGGGAAACUGAACAUAUUUUCCUUCUGUAAUGCUAUCUGAGCAUUUUCUCUCGUAGAUUAAUCACAAAAUUAAUCUAAAACACAAAAUUAAAUCGCCCCAACCAUCAGGUAUGGCUUACCACUUAUGUCAGCUGCAUGCAAUAAAUGAAGGCUGAAUGGUCCAAGUACUUCCUCGUUGAGUUAGUUGGAUGCUAUUGAUUAAAAAUGUGUUUUUAAAAAUGUAUUGAAAUAGCAAAAUGAGUAAAAGAAUCAAGUUUGAAAAUCAAGUUCACACAAUUUUCUAUUUUCCACUUUCCACCCAGAUGUAGUCGAUCAACAAAGACAUGUUUGGAGUUUAAAUUUUGCUUCUUUAUUUUAGAACUAGAGCUAACACUAGAGCACACACUAGAACUCAACAGUCACCCAAAUAGCACAAUUCACUUCUGUAAGAUUACAUCACCAGAACUUCAGCCCACUCAGGUCUCCAUUAAGGCCAUGCAGACUUGUCAGUGUGGUUUAGAGCACAGUUUGACUUACUGUGAGCUACAAAACAAAACUAUGAACAAGCUCUCUCUUUUGAACAAAAGAAGCACUUUGGACUACGUCUUGGCUGAUUUACUCCAUUUGGGGUAAGUGGAAAAAUUGGGUAAAUUUGAUUUUUUUUUUCUUUAACUGUUUCUUUAAGAUGCCCAGCAAGUGAUAAAAGCUACUUACCAAUUAGCAUGGUGCUAACUGCAUGUCUAAAUCAUCACACGCUUGCCUCAAACUGUGUGUUAUUAAGCAUCUCUAACAGUUGCAUAUGUGGUGAUGUCACUGUAUGACACUGUUGUCUAUAAACAUGGACUAAAUUAAGGACAAAAUUCAGACUUAAAGAUGGAUGCCACUCAUGUAUAGCAUUAGCAGUAUUAGAUAUGCAGCAUAGUUUUGUUCUUGUAUCGCCAGUGCUAAAACUAAAGAAGCAGACGUGAGACACCAAACAUUUCUAGGCUGAUCAAGUACAUUUGUGGUAUUCGGGGACGACUACUAUAAAUUUGUUAUUUAGCAAAACUGUCACUUUAAAUAUCAACAGUCAGCCUUAUUUAUUUAUUUAUUUAUUUGUUAUCUACAAUUUUAUAGUCAGCAGUACACACUAAUGAAGUUUUAUGCCAUGUUAAUUUGUACAUUUCUACACAUUUUAUUGUUUAUUAUUUUAAAUUGUUUCUUUUUUUUAUCAUAGCUUUAGUAUAUGCAUUGUAUGCAAUAUUUCUUCUAAAAGCUAAAUAAACACGUAAACAUACUGUUAACAAAUGGCUAAAGACGUUAUAAAAACUGUUUCUCUAAGCAUGUGUGGUUUGUGCUAUGCAUGUGUGCUUUGAUAGUUUGGGGAAAUGUUUUAAUUGUUGGACUGUUUGCAUGUUGUUGGUGUGUAAUUGAAUGACAAUCAUGAAAUUUCUUUUCUGACUGUAGGCUACCUCAUUAAAGUCUUUCUAUUAAA
Molecule: messenger RNA, 3073 nt
Organism: Colossoma macropomum (tambaqui)
Lineage: Eukaryota; Metazoa; Chordata; Actinopteri; Characiformes; Serrasalmidae
Gene: ccdc107
Product: coiled-coil domain containing 107
Exons: 6
Coding region: 139-1092 (317 amino acids)
Biological process (GO): synaptic transmission, cholinergic; protein localization to cell surface
Cellular component (GO): intracellular membrane-bounded organelle; neuron projection; neuronal cell body
Source: RefSeq, a predicted model, not a curated record